UACCCUUCUAGAUCGUGAGCGAGUCGCCAUUCGUUGACUGUGCAUAACUCUCGUCCUUACGUCGCUCAUACAGUGGUCCUCGCUAAUCCACCGAGCGCCCUCCACAGCAACGCGAAUAGAGAACAUGGCGCCCAAUGGCGUGCUGAGCAAUGGCAAUGGCAGUGGGCAGGAGGUCGAUGUCGACAUUCUCAUCAUUGGCGCGGGUCCUACUGGGCUGGGAGCUGCGAAGCGUCUUCACCAGAUUGACGGCCCAUCAUGGAUGAUCAUCGACAGCAACGAGAUCCCCGGCGGUCUCGCAUCAACCGACAUCACCCCCGAAGGCUUCCUCUACGACGUCGGCGGCCACGUCAUCUUCUCCCACUACAAAUACUUCGACGACUGCAUCAAUGAAGCCCUCCCCAACGAAACCGACUGGUACCAGCACCAACGCGUCUCCUACGUCCGCUACAAGGACCUCUGGGUGCCCUACCCCUUCCAAAACAACAUCUCCAUGCUGCCGAAGGAGGAUCAGGUGAUAUGUUUGGAGGGCAUGAUCGAUGCCGCGCUCGAGGCGCGAGUCGCCAACACCAAGCCGAAAGAUUUCGAUGAGUGGAUUUUGCGGAAUAAUGGCGAGGGAUUGGCGAAUAUAUUCAUGCGGCCGUACAAUUACAAGGUUUGGGCUGUGCCGACGACAAAAAUGCAAUGCCAAUGGCUCGGUGAACGCGUCGCAGCGCCCAAUGUCAAGCUGGUUACGAAGAACGUCAUCCUCAACAAAACCGCCGGCAACUGGGGCCCCAACGCCACCUUCCGCUUCCCCGCCCACGGCGGCACAGGCAAUAUCUGGAUCUCCGUCGCCAAGACCAUACCGCGCGAGAAGCAGCGUUUCGGCUCGCACGGCCGCGUCAAAUCUGUCGAUGCACCGAACAAACGCGUCCAUCUCGAAGAUGGCACGACUAUUAAGUAUGAAAAGCUCAUCUCCACCAUGGCGGUCGACUCGCUGGUGGAAGCCAUGCACGACGACUCCCUCAUCAAACUCUCCCGCGGCCUCUUCUACAGCACCACCCACGUCAUUGGCGUGGGAGUCCGUGGCUCACGUCCGGAGCGGAUAGGAGAUAAAUGCUGGCUCUACUUCCCGGAAGACAACUGUCCCUUCUACCGCGCCACCAUCUUUUCAAAUUACUCCCCUAAUAACCAACCGCAAGCGACUAAGAAACUUCCGACCCAGCAACUCGCCGAUGGGAGUAAACCGGAUAGUACCGAGCCGACGGCGGGUCCGUACUGGAGUAUCAUGCUCGAAGUCUCCGAAUCCAGCAUGAAACCCGUCAAUGUCCAAACCAUGCUCCCCGAUUGCAUCGCCGGGCUCGUGGCAACACAAAUGCUCAAACCCACGGACGAAAUCGUGUCGACGUACCACCGCGCCUUCGACCACGGAUACCCCACCCCAACCCUCGAGCGCGAGGGCGUACUCACCCAAUUACUCCCGAAGUUGUAUGAUAUGGGCAUUCUGUCGAGGGGUCGAUUCGGCAGUUGGCGGUACGAAGUCGGGAAUCAGGAUCAUUCUUUCAUGUUGGGCGUGGAGGCGGCGGAUCACAUCGUCAAUGGCGCGGCGGAGCUGACGUUGAACUAUCCCGAUUUCGUCAACACGCGCGUGAAUUCGGAGAGGCGGUUGGUGGAUGGGGCGCAGUUUUUCAAGAGUAUGAAGGGGAUCCGGGUGGAGGGGAUGCCGUUGCGGGCGAAGAUGGAUGGUUGAGGUGGAUUGUCGAGGGGGGGGUUUUGUUUUGGGAGAUGUGGGGUUUUUCUGGUGAGGCGGAUAGGGUGGGGGUUCGGGGUGUUUGGGGUGUAUGAGGUGUAUGAGGUGCAGGGGAGUUUGGGGUUUAGUGUCUCUUUGUGCCGCGCGGCGUGGUGUGGUUGGGAAGGGGGGCUUAUGAUUAGUGAUGGCAUGGUUAUUUUGAGCCUUGUUGUGAGGCGGAUGCACGGGAGAAGCUGGCAUACGGUAUUGAGUACCGGUUUAGAUUCUAGCUUAGAUGCAUAAUGGUAUCGCUGCCAAUAGAGCUGAAAGGCGA
Messenger RNA from Baudoinia panamericana UAMH 10762, 2042 nucleotides. RefSeq lists its product as uncharacterized. Gene Ontology annotation, molecular function: oxidoreductase activity. NCBI's taxonomy places the organism in Eukaryota, Fungi, Ascomycota, Dothideomycetes, Mycosphaerellales, Teratosphaeriaceae. The coding region runs from base 125 to 1729 and encodes 534 amino acids. The record is from RefSeq and is a predicted model, not a curated record. The transcript is spliced from 5 exons.